GAACAGAGCAGUUGUGAACGCGACCGGAGGAUCCGUCACGUUAGCUAACUGUUGCGACCAAGUUGUUUUACGCGCAACACAGCGAGUUUGUGUACUAUUUUUUCUACAUUUCCCCCCGCCACUAAUGCCGGGCCGUCAUUCGAGCUCAGAGAAGUCAGUUUCGCCAGCGUGUGCGUGUGGCGCUUUGGCCGGCUCGCCAAUGCUUCUGCAUCAGUUUAUGAACGGAGCCCUGGAAGCCAUGCAUCCCACAGCGCUCCAGAAGGACACCACUUUUACCAAAAUCUUCGUCGGCGGGCUGCCGUACCACACGAACGACGCUUCGCUGAGAAAGUACUUCGAGGCCUUUGGGGACAUUGACGAGGCUGUAGUGAUAACCGACAGGCAGACCGGCAAAUCGAGAGGCUACGGCUUCGUAACGAUGACAGACCGAGGGGCGGCCGAGAGAGCCUGUAAGGAUCCCAACCCCAUAAUUGACGGCAGAAAGGCCAAUGUCAACCUGGCCUACCUUGGUGCCAAGCCCCGCAGCUUACAAACAGGCAUAUCCAUCGGAGUGCAGGCCAUUCACCCAGCAUUCAUCCAGAGGCAGUAUGGGUUGGCCCCGCCCUACGUCUACCCGCAAGCCUACAUGCAGCCCAGCCUGGUUCUGCCCGCCCAGCUCUCGUCCUCUGUGAGUAGCAGCCCGUACCUGGACUACAGCGCGGCCUACACGCAGUAUGCCCAGGCCGCCUUCGAGCAGCAGUAUCCCUACGCCGCCUCCCCGGCCGGCUUCCUGGGUUACAGCUACGCCGCCAGCCCCAGCGCCACCGUGGGGCCGGCCCCCGCCGCGACGGCGCCGUCCAGCGUGCUCCCCGCCCUGCCCUCGGCCGGCGGGCCGGCCUCGGCCUUCCUGCACUACGCUCCGCAGCAGCAAAUCCAGCCCGACCGCAUGCAGUGAGCUGGGGAGGGAGCGUGAAGGCAGGGUGGAAAAGGUGGGAGAAGGGGGGGACCUUAUGAACCGAGGAUGGCAGAAACGCCCUUUGGGGCUACCUUGUUUUCGGGGCGUUUCAGGAAACGGAUUUGGGACUAUUGCACUAUACGCUAUGUAUCAGGAUGUCCCCUUUGCUCGUUGGGCAAAGGGUGAAGGUGUGGGUGGGAGGUCUUGGGGCUUGUACGGAUUGGCAGACUGAGAAGCUUUAAUGUUUAAGAUCUCUUCCAAGGGCUUCUAAAAGCUGAGUCUUCAUUUAUAAUAAUUAUUAUUGUUGUUGUUGUUCUUUGUAUAGUCCUUUAUUAUUAUAUUGAUGUCAUUGUUUAUUUGUAAGCCAUCGUUAUCAUUAUCACACCUCUUGGCUCAGUCAGUGGAACGGCGCGUCUGCGGUACAUGUUGUUUUGAGAGCAUUCGGGGACAUAUUUACACGCUCCAAAGUAUCUCAGCUGGAUGCGAGGGUGACUGCUGCCCUCGGACGCUUGGCAGCCGGAGAUGACCGGGUGAUGACUGCGGAGGCCCGCAGUCAGCCUCCCACUCUCGCUAUCCUCGGUGAGGUAAAGCACUGCGCCGCCAAGAACAAACUCCCAGUGCUCACUCAGCUCAGCUCCGACCUGGAGGACAUAAUGUUUCACCUCUGAAAAACAUUAAAAAAAAGAGAAAGAAAAAAGAAACUUCUCAAUGUGUGAGCUGCAUUGUAUUCUGCCUGGACAAUGUCAGGAAGACAUUUUAUGAUUCUUUUUAUUAAAGAGGCCUUAAUAAAUAAAUCAAUUAAAAAAAAAAAAAAAGUAUGCCUUUUUUUUUUUUUUUUUUAAAUGUCCUGAUUCACAAGAGCUCCUUUUGCCGGAGAACGAAGUGCAGACUUUGUAACUGCUCUGUUUUCAGCAGUCAGUCAUUAACCUGACCCACUAGUAUCUUGCUUAUUUUAGGUGGAUGGCGAUGAGUAUGAGCAGUACGUGGCCGUUUGGGACCAAGCGUGCUGUGUAUCUGUAAUAGAUGGUAGCUGACACUGCGCUCAACCAGUGCAUUGUUUGCUUGUUUCUCUCCUCUGUAUCUCACUGGCACCAAUUGUCCAAGCACUGCAUUCAAGAUAUUUUCAGUCCUCAAGUACAUUUACAAUAUUUAUAUGUGGGUAUUUAUAAGAGGUACUAAGUUAAGUAGCGUUGUUGUUGUUUUUUUUUUUUUUUUUUUUUUCUUUUUCUUUUCUUCCUCUCUCUCUCUUUUUGUACUAUGACUGUAGUUGUAGCACUGAUGCCGAUUAACCUUUUAGAAGCAUACCUGCACAUCCUUGGGUAUUGUUUUGUCACCAUGUCGGUGCAUUUGUGUGAGUGCUGCUACAGAUGAUGCCUAUUUGUAGAUCAUUCUGGUUGCAUCAACGAAUGACUUUUAUAGUCCCUUUAAGAAAAGCCAUACAACAA
Molecule: messenger RNA, 2379 nt
Organism: Phycodurus eques (leafy seadragon)
Lineage: Eukaryota; Metazoa; Chordata; Actinopteri; Syngnathiformes; Syngnathidae
Product: RNA-binding protein 38-like
Exons: 4
Coding region: 125-934 (269 amino acids)
Cellular component (GO): cytosol
Molecular function (GO): RNA binding
Source: RefSeq, a predicted model, not a curated record